Messenger RNA from Trichophyton rubrum CBS 118892, 972 nucleotides. RefSeq lists its product as uncharacterized. The transcript is spliced from 2 exons. Bases 1 to 972 code for a protein of 323 amino acids. NCBI's taxonomy places the organism in Eukaryota, Fungi, Ascomycota, Eurotiomycetes, Onygenales, Arthrodermataceae. The record is from RefSeq and is a predicted model, not a curated record.
AUGCGGUGCUCGUCCGCCCUGAUCCGUCAGAUGUACUGGCGGCCUUCUUAUCUUGGGGGCCAGCAGCUAAGGAGAUGUUAUAGGAUACCAUCAGAGACGACUACAACGCCCCGCCCUAUAGCAACAGACUUGUCUAUACUCAAGGCCGCAGCUACUUCGGUUUUAUCACAAGAAACUCCGCGAGUAAGAUGGGCAGGGGUAUUUGGUGACUUCGCUGUGGGAGCAGAGAAUGAUUACAGUGUGGUGGAUGUAAUUAUUCUCUACGACUCUGACAAAGUUGGCCACAACAGAUGGCCCCCACAAUUACGGGACUUGGAUAAGAUUCUGCCUGUAGCUUGGGGUCGAAAUGCUGUAGUUGAGGAGUUAACUAUAAAGAAGGUGCCUCACUUUUGGUGUAUCGUUCAAUUUUUACAGUCUAGGGUAAUUUUUGGAUCGGAUGAUGACCCUAUAGUUAUGCAAGUACGUCAGGAAUGGCUUGAUAUUUUGGUAAAUGGGGCGAUGCAUUUUAAAUCUCUUAUACGUGAUAUAAACGAUAUCACUACCACUAUUCAGGGAAAGUCUCCAGAGAAAUUGUGUUCAGACUCUCGGCUCCGUCAGACGGUUUUAGAACGUAUCAUGGCCGUGCUCGAUACAAUCGAUAGAGACCUUGUUAAUGAGUGUUCAUCCAGUCCUUUCAAAGAACUACUUCAGUUCGACGGGCAACGUGACUACGACCUUAUUCAAGACAGGAUGAAGAGAAUUAUAAAGGGUAAUCAGACCCAAUCGAAGCAUAGUGUUGACCAGUCAGAUCAGUUAUGUAGAUCUCUCUGGAGACUGGCCACAGCUUCGGGUAGAGGGACGUUGGAUAGACUAGGCAAAUGGAUCGAGAUGCAUGUGAUAGCAGGCAUCGAAGAAGCAGUUGAGCAGCGUGGGCACGUUCAAUCACUAACACCGAAAGAGAGAAUACACGUUGAGUACUAUUAUUAUGCUUAG